GGAUAUUCUAAGCUUUCUGAGAGCUUUGGUUAACUUUUUUGCUUUUUUGGUGUCUGUGAUCUCUAACAUGUUUUUGAACACAUGGAGAGAAGAUAUUACUCACAUUGCUGAAGUACAGAGUCCAGUUGUACUAAGCUUUUUGCUAAGCUCUUUCAACCCAGAAUGGAUGUAGAAUCCAGAGGAGUUUCAACUGUGGUAUCUCAGGAUCCUCAGGAAGAAGAACUAAUACUAGUAAAAGUAGAAGAUGAGGGUGUUUCCUGGGAUGAGACAUUUAAACAGAACGGGAGUACCCAAUCCUGCCAAGAAUUAUUUCGCCAACAAUUCAGAAAGUUUUGCUACCAGGAGACACCUGGACCUCGGGAGGCUCUGGGCCGGCUCCAGGAGCUUUGCUAUCAGUGGCUAAUGCCCGAGUUGCACACAAAGGAGCAGAUCCUUGAACUGCUGGUGCUGGAGCAGUUUCUAAGCAUCCUGCCUGAGGAGCUGCAGGUCUGGGUUCAGCAGCAUAAUCCAAAAAGCGGCGAGGAAGCUGUGAUCCUGCUGGAGGACUUGGAGAGGGAGUUUGAUGAUCCAGGGCAGCAGGACCUAGCUAGUCCACAGGGACCAGCAGUGCCGUGGAAGGAUUUAACAUAUCUUGGCGCAUCCCAGGAAUCAACAAACAUCCAACUCCAGCCCUUAAAGACACAGCUGAAAUCCUGGAAACCUUGCCUUUCCUCCAGAAGUGAUUGUGAGAACAAUGAAACAGCAAGAAAGGAGGACAUUUCAGGAGAGAAAUCACAGGGCCUCUCUCAGGAACCUUCAUUUGGAGGAGUUAGUGAGCAUGAAAGCAAUUUACAGUGGAAGCAAGGAAGUGCCAUGGGGGAAAAAUUAAGAAGAUCCUCUUCCCAAGGGAGCAGUUUUAGUCAAGUGAUCUUCACACACAAAUCUCUAGGAAAGAGAGGCCAUUAUUUUGAUCCUGAAAGAUGCUUGAUUCUAACUACAAACUCUAUUAUGUGUCAGAAAGUUCCUCCAGAAGAGAGACCUUUUAGAUGUGAUGUAUGUGGGCACAGCUUCAAGCAGCAUUCCUCUCUAACACAGCAUCAGAGAAUCCAUACUGGAGAAAAGCCCUAUAAGUGUAACCAGUGCGGGAAGGCCUUUAGUUUGAGGUCAUAUCUUAUUAUUCAUCAGAGGAUUCAUAGUGGUGAGAAGGCAUAUGAAUGUAGUGAAUGUGGGAAAGCCUUCAAUCAGAGCUCAGCCCUUAUCAGACAUCGAAAAAUCCAUACUGGUGAGAAAGCUUGUAAAUGUAAUGAGUGUGGCAAAGCAUUCAGUCAGAGUUCAUAUCUCAUUAUACAUCAAAGAAUUCACACUGGUGAGAAACCUUAUGAGUGCAAUGAGUGUGGGAAAACCUUUAGUCAGAGCUCAAAACUUAUUAGACAUCAACGAAUUCAUACAGGAGAGAGACCCUAUGAAUGUAACGAAUGUGGAAAAGCCUUCAGGCAGAGCUCAGAACUGAUUACUCAUCAGAGAAUACACAGUGGAGAGAAACCCUAUGAAUGUAAUGAAUGUGGGAAAGCCUUCAGUUUGAGCUCAAACCUUAUCAGACAUCAGAGAAUUCAUAGUGGAGAAGAACCUUAUCAGUGUAAUGAAUGUGGCAAGACCUUCAAAAGAAGCUCAGCCCUUGUUCAGCAUCAGAGAAUUCAUUCUGGGGAUGAAGCUUAUAUAUGCAAUGAAUGUGGGAAGGCUUUCAGGCACAGGUCAGUUCUUAUGCGCCAUCAGAGAGUCCACACUAUGAAGUAACUUGUGAAUACAAUGGAUACUAUAAAUACUUCAGUCACAUUUUUAUCUUUGUUAGUCAAAAGAAUUUACUUUGGGGCAAGACUACAUAAAAGUUGUAAACUACGAGAUCUUGAGUCAGUCUAACUUGCUUUGUGCGGCACUUUCCAAUGCUAGUGUAAAUUGUCCCUGAAAGCUUUUCCUGUGACUAAUCAGAAACGAAGAUGGGAAUCAUUACUUUGAGCUUUUUUCUUAUCAUUAGAAAUACUCAGGAAAUACAAAAAAUAGGAAUGUAACAUUGAAACCUUGUUUUCUAUGAGAAUGUCAUGAAAGCCUAUAGCGACCCAGGAUCUGUCACUGCAUCUGAUCGUCAGUUGCCAGGAUGGGGGAGGGUGUGGGCAACAUGAAGGAUUUUUUCUCAGGAACU
Messenger RNA from Carlito syrichta (Philippine tarsier), 2176 nucleotides. RefSeq names its product zinc finger protein 397 (gene ZNF397). Gene Ontology annotation, molecular function: RNA polymerase II cis-regulatory region sequence-specific DNA binding; DNA-binding transcription factor activity, RNA polymerase II-specific. The coding region runs from base 163 to 1773 and encodes 536 amino acids. The transcript is spliced from 4 exons. Gene Ontology annotation, biological process: regulation of transcription by RNA polymerase II. The record is from RefSeq and is a predicted model, not a curated record. NCBI's taxonomy places the organism in Eukaryota, Metazoa, Chordata, Mammalia, Primates, Tarsiidae.